This is a messenger RNA of Chaetomium globosum CBS 148.51, 4863 nucleotides long. RefSeq lists its product as uncharacterized. Gene Ontology annotation, biological process: mitochondrial glycyl-tRNA aminoacylation. NCBI's taxonomy places the organism in Eukaryota, Fungi, Ascomycota, Sordariomycetes, Sordariales, Chaetomiaceae. The coding region runs from base 1 to 4863 and encodes 1620 amino acids. The record is from RefSeq and is a predicted model, not a curated record. The transcript has 7 exons. Gene Ontology annotation, molecular function: ATP binding; glycine-tRNA ligase activity. Gene Ontology annotation, cellular component: mitochondrion; cytoplasm.
AUGUCGGAUCAAGAUUUCGAGGAAUGCGGUGGUUUCUCGGAGGACGGCCUGUCAGAUGACGAAGAUGCCAUCCCAAUAUACCCAGAGGGAGAGGCCCUUUGCAAUGACGGCUCAAUAGUGAAAGCAGAUACUAUUCAACAGCUUCAGGACGCAAUCAACGCCCACGGCAAGGCCAACGGGUAUGCAGUAAAUCGCCAGAACGCCUCCAACCGUAUAGCAGGCCAAUCGACUUACUACACCAUCGUCUGUGACCGCUUCGGUUUGCCCAGACCUACCGAGGGAGUCCGGCUACGCAAGUCCAGCACUCGCAAGUCUGGCUGCAAGUUCAAAGCAUCGGCAAAGCUCACAGAUGAAGGAUGGGUGUUCAGGCAUCAUAAGGAUCCUCGUUACCACAUAAAGUCCCCGGCCAAGAACCUUGUGAAGAAGAUGUCCAGCUAUAGCGCCAUCAAAGCACGCGAGAUUAGCAAGAUGGUAGAGGAGGAGGAACCCAAUUCGCACUUCACCAUCAAGGAUAUCAACAACGCCAGACGGGCAUUCCGUCGACAGGAAAAGGAUGGUUGUACUGCCUCCGGGGCUGUGAUCAAGGCUAUUGACCAGGAAGGAGUCCUAUAUGUCCCGAAAUGGGAUACCCGAGAUCCCAACCGCCUUUUGGGCAUCGCUCUUACCUUCCCAGAGUGUCAGGAGAUGUGGAAGCGCUUCCCAGACUGCCUCAGUUUUGACAAUACUCACAGUACCAACGCACUUGGAUUUCCCCUGUUUGUUAUUAUCACCCAGACGAAUAUCAACUCUACUGCAAACGUUGCCUUCGGCUUGAUCAAUAACGAACGCCGUGAGGGCUUUGAUUUCCUUUCUCAGGGAGUCAAGGAACUCCAGGUCCAACUUGAAGCCCGAUCUCCAGCCGUAACGAUCACUGAUAAAGACGAAAGGAUGAGGGACGCCCUGAAGGAGACGUUUCCGGAUGCCCAACAACAGCUGUGCCGUUUCCAUAUCAACAAGAACGUUCUCCUCCAGGCAAAGAAGAAGGGGAAAUGGCCUCGCCUGCCCGACCAAGUUGCAGCUGAUGAGGAGGGUCUUUGUGAUAUCGACAACUACGAUGGUGACGGGCUAGCGGAGCUAAUCAAGCUGCACGACAUCCGGAACCCGGAGAACAACAACGAGGUCCUGCCACCUGUCCCUUUCAAUCUGAUGUUCAAGUCUACCAAAGGACCGAGCACUGCAGCGCCCAUCUAUCUGCGACCCGAAACGGCCCAGGGGCAGUUCUUGAACUUCAAAAAGCUGCUGGAAUACAACCAGGGCUCCAUGCCAUUCGCGUCAGCCAGCAUUGGAAACAAGCAAGCACUAGAGGUCUUGUUAGAGGAAGCCAAGUACGACCUCCUGGAGGUGCAGGAACCAUGGAUCAACAGGGAGACGAAGUUUACGUACUGCCCCCGGAGCAGCAAAUACCAUCUGGUGUUCAAGCUCGAGGGGCGAGCAGCGAUAUAUGUGAGCAAGAAAUUCGAGAUCGGGCAGUGGGACUCCGAGGUUUCGGAGAACUGGUGUCGCGUACGGUUCCCAGAGGCGGACCUAGGCCAAGAAGGCCACGGGCUCGAGCUAUGGUCCGUCUACAACCCCCCGAACGGUGAGAACGUACCACAGGCCCUCCAGGGACGGCCGAGGCCAGACCACCCAGUAGUUCUGGCGGGGGACUUUAACCUGCAGCACCCGCUGUGGGACGAAUUCGGACGCUACGAAAGGGGAGCCGAAGAUCUGUUACAAAUAAGCUCCCUGUGGGACCUUACCAUCAGGACGCCGAGGGGAGCAGUUACGCGAGCUCCCCAGGAGCGGCAACGAGGCCGCACGUCAACCAUCGAUCACUUUUGGGCCUCGGAGUGCAUCCAUACGGUAUACCACGGGGAAGAGUGCCGUGGCAAGUCAGACCACUACCCGCAAGUGCUCGAGAUUGGGACAGGGACUGGGCCGAGGCCGGCCCAACCAGUGGGAUGGGCCUGGAAGAAGAUGGAUAGAGAAAGGGUGAAAGCCGAAUCAGCACUGCUCUGCGAGGUGAUGGGCCUCAUAGACCCGGGGCCAAAUGGACUGGUGGCUAGAAUCCGGACGACCGAAGGUCUCGGCAGAGCAUUCGACAACCUAGUCGAAUGGCUCACCUGGGUCGCUGGGGAGAGCACCCCACGGAAGAAGGCCAAUUGCGGCUUCAGCUCUCCUUGGUGGACCAGGGAAGUGCAACAGGCUGCCCGGGAGGCUAGGAGAGCCGAGAGAUUGGCCAAGGAGACCCGGGCAGAGUACUGUUGGGAAGAGCUCAGCGAGAGGCUCAAGGACCUCGCCAGGUCAACCCGCGAAGCACGGACGAGGGCUUGGAGGAGCGACCUGCAGAAGGCAAGCGAGGCGAGAAAACCUGACCGGAUGUGGAGCCUGGAAAGAUGGGCCAGACUACGGAGCUUUCUACCGCCUGAACCACCGAAACUACCGGCAUUCAAGAAUUCGUCUGGGCAAGUGACGGCUGAAACGCAUGACCAGAAAGCCAACGCCCUGGCCGAGAGGUUCUUCCCGAGCCCCCCGGCCAAUCUCACAGACGUGCAAGACCAAACCUUCCUGAACAGCCCAGACGCGGGCUCCGACGUCUCACUAGCCAGUGACGCCGGCCGAGAUCACGAGGGCGAUAGGAGGAGCGAGCCCCUGGAAGGCGCCAGGGGAGGACCUGCUCCCGAUAGGCCUUCUGAAGGCGUACGGAGCACCGCUCCGCCGGUGUAUCAGACCCCGGGGGGAUACAGGCCCAUUGCUCUGCUACCAACCCUGGGGAAAGUAAUAGAGUCGGUGGUCGCCACGAAGAUCACCCUAGCGGCAGAGACCAACGGCCUGCUCCCAGACGAACAAAUGGGAGACAGGGCACACCGCUCCACGGAACUAGCUGUCCGGCUAGUGGUAGCCCAGGUCCAGGAGGCGUGGAGACAGAAGGGUGCGGCGUCUCUAUUGCAACUGGACAUUUCAGGAGCCUUUGACACGGUCAACCAUACCCGACUGCUAGCAACUCUGCGGGAAAUGGGCUACCCGGGGUGGCUGGUUCUCUGGAUAAGAGACUGGUUGACCGGCCGAGAGGCCACCCUCCUUUUCGACGGCAAGGCAGCGACCCCAACGGCGAUUCGGGCAGGGUUCCCCCAGGGCUCACCCCUUUCACCGGUCCUUUUCAUUCUCUACAUUGCCUCUCUAUACAAGCAGCUGAAGGACGAACAUCCCCACUUGGCUAUUGUGGGGUUUGCGGAUGACACCAACCUCCUGGCUUUCGGCCGAAACCCCGAGGUUAACAUCCGGCAGCUGGAAGGGGCAUGGGAAACGUGUCUACGAUGGGCGGAAAGUCGGGGGAUGAAGUUCGCCGCGGAAAAGAGCGAACUCAUCCAUUGCAACAAGGGGCGACGACAGUGGACCAAACAGGUAAACCUUACUAACACAGGGGGAGGCACUAGCCCCGUCAAACCAGAAGGGUCUGCCAGAUUCCUGGGAGUCUGGCUGGACUGGAAACUCAACUGGAAAGCUCACCUGGUGGCGGUGGAAAGGAAGCUGAGGACCCAGAGCUACGCCCCGACGAGGAUCGUGGCAAAGACGUGGGCAAUGGGGCUAGCCAAAGCACGAGAAGUAUACACAAAGUGCAUCCGGUCGGCGCUGGCCUAUGGCGCAUCAUCGUUUCACAUCCCCACGGAUGUGGGAGGCGAGCCGGUAAAGAAAGGCAUCACCAAAGCCCUCGGGAAGGCCCAGAACAAGAGCUUGCGGAUCGUGGCGGGAGCCUUUAAGUCUACCCCAAUCCGUAACCUCGAGACAGAGACGUGGGUCCCACCAUUGGACUUGUACCUAAACAAACGGCUUGCCGAUUUCGAAAACCGACUCCAACGACCCGAUCUGGACGACGGUCAAGGCGUCGAAUGGUCCAAAGUGCGGUUCAGACAGCAUCUCGCCAACGAGAUGGCGCACUACGCUUGCGAUUUCUGGGAUGCGGAACUCCUCACGAGCCACGGCUGGAUCGAGUGCGUUGGUCUCGCUGACCGCAGCGCGUAUGACUUGACGGUGCAUGCCGAGUACACCGGUACCUCUUUAGCCGUCAAGGAGCCGCUUCCAGAACCUAUAAAGCUGGAAGAGUGGCAGGCAACUCUUGAUCAGAAGCGUGCUGGGCCACGUUUCAAGAAAGUUGCUAAGGCAAUCCAGUCGGCCAUCGAAGCUUUGGAUCAAGCUGCCCUUGAACGACUGGCUUCUGAACUCGAGGAGAACGGGGCCGUGGCCAUCGAGACACCACCUCUAUCUGACGGGACCACGCGAGUGGAGUUAACGAAAGAGCUUUUAUCGAUUUUUAAAAUUACUCGCUUUCAGAACACUCGCGAAUACACCCCAAACGUGAAUGAGCCGUCCUUUGGCAUCGGGCGAAUCCUCUACAGUCUGCUGGAACAAGUGUACUGGUAUCGACCUGACGAUGCUGCCAGAGCGGUCUUUUCCUUGCCUCUUGCCGUGGCACCCAACAAAGUUCUGAUCGUCCCUCUCUAUUCCAACCCCCAACUCAAUCCCAUCACUCACAAGCUCUCCGCCCGGCUGCGCAAGAUGGGCAUCACAAACAUCAUCGAUGCGUCGAGCGCAUCCAUCGGCAAGCGAUGUGCCCGAAACGAUGAACUGGGAAUCCCGCUGGGUGUAACAGUUGACUUUCAAACGCUGAGAGACGGGUCAGUGACCUUGCGGGAGCGGGAUUCCAUGUUUCAAGUCAGAGGGUCGGAGGAAGAUGUUGUAGCGGCUAUCAAGGGGUUGGUGGAGGGGACCGAGGGGUGGGACCAAGUCAUGCGAAAGAUGCUGCCAUUCCGUGGACAGGAAGAAGAUAAGUACAGCACUAAAUAA